AUGGCCACCAACUUCUAUAUCUUCUUCGGACGCGUCGAUGUGGUGAUGAAGGCGGCAUCAGGCACGGGAAUCGUCUCUAGCAUUGUCUUAGAGUCCGAUGAUCUCGACGAGAUCGACUGGGAAUUCAUCGGUGGAAGCAACAACCAGGUGCAGUCGAACUUCUACGGGAAGGGCAACACUACCAACUACAACCGUGUGCAGUAUCACGAUGUUGCUGAUACCCAAGGAACCUGGCACACAUAUUCUAUCGAUUGGACCAAGGAGCGUAUCAACUACAUCAUCGACGGCACCACUGUCCGAACGCUGGAGUACAGCUCAGCCUUAGCCAUUAACGGCCAGAACUUUCCGCAGACCCCAAUGCAACUCAAGCUUGGCAACUGGGCUGGUGGUGCCAGUAAAGAUGAGGGUACAGUUGAGUGGGCCGGUGGAAAGACCGAUUUCAACCAGGGUCCCUUCAACAUGAAUGUCAAGUCUGUGAAGAUCACCAACAACAACCCAGCAUGCCAAUACGAGUACGGCGACAUGACCGGCUCCUAUGAGAGCAUCAAGCUCAUCUCGAGCGGCGACUCGUGCAGUGCCGAGAGUCCGUCGAGCUCUGCCCCAUCUGGCUCUGCAUCUGCAUCUGCGUCGGCUACUAUUGCGCCAACUAGCAGCCUUGUCGUCGAGCCGAUCUCGAACACUAAAGUCGUAGCCAGCACUACCAUUACUGGUUCCGCGUACUCGACCAACACCGCUUCGAUCUCUGCUGUCAAUGCUGGUACGACUGAAGCCGCCGCUGCAACGACUGGCGUUGCGAGUCAGCCAACUGCCGGAGUUAAUGGCUCAAUCAGUUCCGGCUCGCUCUCCGCCUCUGCUGCUUACGAAGGUGCUGGAGUCGCUCAGUAUGCCAUGAGCUGGACUGCCAUACUCAGCUUGGUGCCUGCUGUCUUGCUGUUCUAG
Molecule: messenger RNA, 939 nt
Organism: Fulvia fulva
Lineage: Eukaryota; Fungi; Ascomycota; Dothideomycetes; Mycosphaerellales; Mycosphaerellaceae
Product: putative glycosidase crf1
Exons: 4
Coding region: 1-939 (312 amino acids)
Biological process (GO): fungal-type cell wall organization; carbohydrate metabolic process
Cellular component (GO): fungal-type cell wall
Molecular function (GO): hydrolase activity, hydrolyzing O-glycosyl compounds; glycosyltransferase activity
Source: RefSeq, a predicted model, not a curated record